This is a messenger RNA of Tilletiaria anomala UBC 951, 3286 nucleotides long. RefSeq lists its product as uncharacterized. Gene Ontology annotation, biological process: maturation of 5S rRNA; mRNA cis splicing, via spliceosome. The coding region runs from base 98 to 2851 and encodes 917 amino acids. Gene Ontology annotation, cellular component: U4/U6 x U5 tri-snRNP complex. NCBI's taxonomy places the organism in Eukaryota, Fungi, Basidiomycota, Exobasidiomycetes, Georgefischeriales, Tilletiariaceae. The record is from RefSeq and is a predicted model, not a curated record. The transcript is spliced from 5 exons.
GCAAUGACAAGAUCCACGUCUUGCAUGAAUAGCACUUUCGAGCGAGUGCCAAACGUUGUACUUGCUGUGUACAGCUACGCAAGGAGUCCCGCUCAAGAUGUCGUCCGACUUUCAAAAGGAUUCGCUGUCGCUGGAAGAGACUAACAAGCUUCGUAUUUCCAUUGGGCUUAAGCCACUUACAGACGAUGGGCCAUCCACGAGUAGUGCAAAAAAGAAUGACCAGGCACCCGGCGAAACGCCGCCAGUCGACAAAGAUGCGCUGGCCGAAGAUAACUACAAGCGCAAGCGGGAGGAGGAUCGGCGUGAGCGGGAGGAGAAGGAAGCUCGUGAACGCAUUGCCAAGAUACAGAACAAGCGUAACUUGGCCCGCAAACUUCAUGGCCCUACGCUUGGCGAGGAAGAUACUGCAGACUCAGCACCAUCGAGAGAGGCAGGGAAGGGCAAGUCGACGCUGAAGUGGCUGCAGCAGCAAAGGAAGAGGGCGAAAGAGAAUGCGGAGCGAAUAGCCAGGGAGCAGGAGGAAGCAGAGGCUCUGGCCCUCAAGCAGCUCAGAGAGUCACAGGACGCCUACUCGGAGCGGGAUUUGAAGGGCCUCAAGGUUGCCCAUGAUAUGGAUGAUCUCGAUAUGGAAGAAGGCGAGGAGCGUGUCCUGACUCUGAAGGACAGCAGAAUCCUUGACGACGAAGACGAUGAGCUCAUGGAGGCAUCUCUGGCGCAGCAGGAGAAAGACCAACUGAAUGAAGAGCGAAAGCGCGGCGCGAAAGAAUACACCGGCUUGGAUGACGAGGAAUUUGACGAUGGGACUUCGGCACCUUCUGGCCGGAUGCCUGGCCAAAGGAGGGGUAUCCUGUCAAAGUACGACGGGGACCUCGACAAGGAAGGGUUCGCUAAGCGGGAGGAUGGAAAGACUGGUUUCGUGCUCGGGGCGCAAGUGGAAAGCAAGGAUGAGAUCAAGAGAAGAAAGCAGGAGGAGAGUGCGCGUAUGCUGAACCGUUCCAUGCUCGAUUUAUCCUACACGAAGAACCAAGAAGUGUCAGAUUACCUGCAGGAAGGAGAUGUUGGCUUCAAAAAGCCCAAGACGAAGAAGAAAAAGAGGGCAACCAAGGUACAGCUCGAUAUCGAGAACGAAGACGAAGCGGCCGGGCCUUCCACGUUUACGUCUAGUGUGGCGGUCAAGAAGGAGGAGGAAGAGGAGAAAGGAGAAGACGCGGCAAUGCCUGCUGUUGCGCCACCGAGGGACCGUCGUCCAGGCAGCGUGCAGAUAGAAAACUUUGUCGACGAUGACGAGCUAGCGGCCGCACUCGCUCGAUCACGCCGACAAAAGGCGAAGAAGGUGUUCAACAAGAUGACACCCGAAGAAAUCGCAAAGAACCUCGCCGCGCAGAAAAAAGCGGAGGAAGAGGCCAAGGCGCGGGCGCAGGCUGCGAACGGCUCGUUAUCAAAAGGGCAAGCCGACACGAAUGGGACUGGCGAGAGCAAUGGUGGCCUCACCUUUGACAGCACCAGCGAAUUUGUCCGCAACAUUAGCCUGCGUGGUGCAGCGUCCGCCCGAGAUGCGAGCGAGGAGCGGAGACGCCGUGCGCGCAGCACCAUAGCGGCCAAUGCGGAGGGGUUGCUGGAGGAGGAGGCUGUGGCGAUCAAGGACGAGCGGAUGGAGGCUGUCGCGGCGCCUGUGAAUGGCCGAGCGAGAGUCAAGAUUGAGGUUGCUGAGGAUGAGGACGCAGAGAUGGGCGAGAUUGAGGAAGAGAUCGCCGCACAGGCGCAGGCACCCGGUGCGGGAGCGAACGUGGAGCCGACGACGGCGGCGGAGCCACUGGUUUCGGGCGGGAUGGCGGCGACGCUUGCGCUGCUGCGCAACACGGGCACGUUAGAGCCCGUGCCGGAGGAGGUGAAAGCGCGGGAGAAGGAGCAGAAGCGCUACGAUCGGUGGCUCACGCAGCGGCGCACAGACGAGCGGGCGCGCGAAGAACAGCGUGCGGCGAGCAAGGCCGUCGGCAGCGCCAAGGACCAAGCGACGCGCGAGUACGAGAACCGCGCGCGUGAGGUCGACGAGGCGCUCAUGGCCGCCGAGCGGUUCAAGGACUACAAGCCGGAUGUCGACAUCAAAUACCACGAUUCGCACGGCCGCGAGCUCGGUGCAAAAGAGGCAUGGAAGGACCUAUCACACCGGUUCCACGGGCGAGACCCAGGGUACCGGGCACAGGAGAAGAAGCAGCGGAGGAUUGAGCUGGAACGGCAGCGAGAGCGCAUGGCGGCGGGGGACACGCCAAGCGGGAUGACGCACGCGUUUGCGGACCGCGCCGAGAAGAGCGGGCAGGCGCACAUGGUGCUCAGCGUCGGCAACCGCGGCAAUGCGCCGCAGGACGUCGCGCUGCUCGGGCCCAACACACAAAGCGGCGCGAGUGCUGGGGGCAAGGGCAAAGGCAGGAACAAGGAAAAGGACAAGGAUAUGGAACAGGGGAAAGGGAAAGCGCAGCUGGUUCCGCUACUAGGAGCAGAGUCGUCCAAGGCGAUGGUGCGCACCGGCUCGCCCAGCGGCAUGGAAAGUCCUGCAAGUGCGGGCCACAGCAACAGCGGUGCUCAGGGUGCGGGUGGGCCUGGGUUCGCGCCGCGCACGAUGCGCGCAGCGUUCGCGCCGAUUCGCACAGCCGCAGCCACGUCCGCGUCCUCCUCUUGGGAAGAAGCAGGCGGACGGGGAGGGGCAGAUCACCAGCAGCAGGAGCAGCUGGCACAGCAGCAAGGACCCUCGGCGGCGUCCGCCGGCUCGAUGCCCUUGCCUUCGCCGCUGCCUUUGGCUGCUACGUCCAAGUUCCGGCUAGCGCUUGGGAAGCGGAAAGACGCGCCGAGCUGAGCGCGAGCAGAUUGCAGACGACUAUGACAACGAGGGAAGGGGGAGGGGGGAUGCUUUCCGCGGGAUGCGUGCAUGCGAAACGUAUUGUAUCUUGUGCAGAGGACUGUGUAGCUGUGCAAGCGCGAUGGAUGGACUGGGAUGCAACUAGCUCGUCAUUGCCCUGGUCCUGCUGAAGCCCUUCCUUCCCAUACCCAAAAGGAAAGGGGUGUGUGACGCAGUCUGGCACAAAGUAGGGUUCUGCAUGCGGCCUGCGCGAGUCCAGUGUCGAUGCGCCCGACCAGAGGGUGUAUGUGGAGCGCGUGCGUUGGUGUACUCUGCUCUCGUGCCUGCCCCUCUCCCCGCUUUAACACUGGACGCGUGUAGAUUCGACUUUCAGCAGCGGGAAGAGAAUGAGUGGGUGGGUGCAUAUGCAUCGAAUACAAUGUACAAUGGCAC